UAAAUCGUUAAAUAAAUCAUCAUUACUCAUUAGGCCUAAAUUAACUAAAUAUAAAUACUAAUACCAUUAACUAUUAUAUAAUAUUAAAUAAUAAAUUAUAAUAUUAAUAGCCUCUCACUGGUCCCUCAUUCAGGUCAGGAGUCAUUCACUGCAUCAGCAGACUCAGCUCUGCUGGGUGAUUGAAAUUAUUUGCAACUUCAAAAUUUUUAAUAAACAGUAUUGACAGUAACAGCACAGUCUACACUACUAACUUCUACUAGCCUAGACGCCAAGGCUAAUCUGUAAUCAAGUAUCAAGCAACCAAGGACACCCAAAAUCAAUAUGGAGGCAGAGGAUGACAAUGACAGCAUUGCUGGUCUGUAAAAUUUGAGUUUUAAAUUUCAUACUUUAAGUGACAGUUAUAGUAUUGAAAAGUUAAAUACGAACGCCUAUUUGUAAUUUGUAGUUAUUUAACUGGAUAUUAUUGCUAUUCCUUAACCCAUUCGCUACUAUUGCGACCAAAUGCGACAUAUCACGAGAAGUGAGAAGCAUUGUUGCCUUGUGAAUAGCUUUAGGAUUUUAAAUAAUUAAGAAGAAAGCUGCUUCCAUUAAAAAAAACCUGAUGUCUCUACCAUUUAUGGUUUUAAAGCUGCGUGGUGUUGAAGUUGGUCUAAGCCAGUGGUCGGCAAAUUCAUUAAUCAAAAGACCCGAAAAUCAGCAGCAGGGUGAUUACAAUUUUUUUGAGAGCCAAAUUUCUUUUCAAGAACCUGUCAGAGCCAUGUUUUUCAAAGUUGGUUUAAACUAGCUACUAAACAUUAAAUACAACCAGAUAUAAUAAUCUAAUUUAUUGACAAAAAAUACAAAACACACAUUAAGCAUUCAAUUCCACCAGAUAUUAUAAUAAUAAUCUUAUGGACAAAAAAUACAAAACAUGCAUUUAAUUUCAUACUCAAACAUCAGAGUAAAUGAUCUGCUGGUCACAAAAUCCACCUUGCAACGAAAUGUUAUCAGUGUACUCAACAAAAAUGUGCUCUCUCAUCACUGAUAAGCAAAUCAAAUUAUGUGUAGACAGUUAUGAGGCAGUAAGCUAUUAAACAUAUUCACCUCAAAGCCGCACGCUGAAUUGGCUUAAAUGAUUUUUGGUAAUUUUUUAACACACGCAGAAAGGUGCGCAGAUGAAUAUUGAAGUACCUGACUAAUGUAAGAGAAUAUAGAAAAUAUUCUAGAUAUUCUGACUUUUUCUGUGCAUUUAUUGAUAAAAUGAAACAAUGAUGUUGGCUAGGGCGAGAAACGCCAUAAAAAUAAGGCUACAUAAUGGGUAGAGUGCAAUGCUUUCUUCUUGAUUUAUGAUGAACACAGCCUCAGCAGUUGUUGGCAAAAACAUAGCAAUUCUACUGCCGAUAACAAGAUAUAGGGCAGAGUGACUAAUUAUUGAGCGUAGCAACUUUAUUUUGCAUCCAUCACAUAUACGUUGUUUUUUUUCAUACCGUGAACAGUAAUAAUGUACAUUUUAAUUAUUUUUAAGAUGAACUUGUCAUUUGAUGACAAUGGCAUAUUGCCGCACAAAGAGCAGAAGAAGAAAGUGUUGAAUUUGUUGCACAUGCAAACUUCCACAAUAUGAAAUUGGACCCCCAGAAACCAUGAGGGUCAUCUCGACCCACCCAAGCCUCUUCAAAAAACUAAACUGACUUUUUUUUUCUUAUUUUUCUUUUUCAAAGGGCCACCAGCCAAGAAACACAAGAAGCACAAGAAAAAACACAAGCACAAAAAGGAGCCCAACCAAAAUACAAGCACCAUCAUGUCACCUAAAACUUCAAUCAAACUGAAGUUAAAGAUUGGCAAAGAAACCAUGGGUACUAAAAAGUAGGUACCCCUUGAUUUUAUUUGGCUAAAAAAAAUUAUUGUUUAUCAAAAGCAGCAAGAGGAACCAUGAGUCUCAUUUUAUACCAGCAUAACUCUGAUGCAACCCUGGAUACUUGGGGGAAAAAACAACUCUGAUUUACUGUAAAAGGAAUUAAGAUUUCAUGGCCGCCAAAAGACUUUAAGAAAAAUACUGGCAAGCAUACUAGAGUUGGAAAAAGGCUAAAUUCAGUUUAAAAAAUUACACAGGAUCUUGAUUUUAUGGUCACAAACUGUAAGGUCAAGUCAGAAAAUUGAACUUAUGAAUGACAGAAUGCAUUACUUUUUUUUUUUUUCAGUGUGAUGUCCAUAAUAAAAUCCCCAGAAAUGGAAACAACUUCAGAAGGUAAUGUUUGUACUGGACGGGUUACAUUAUUACAAAACAUUUCAAUGUUAAAUUGUUCUUCUGUUUUUUUAGUUCUCGUAAUUAAAAAUAUGUGCUUUUAGAAUGUUCAAGGGUGGAAUUAUUUACCUUAAUUUUUGAAAUUAUGAAAACUUAGUUUUUGUUUAAAAUUUUUUAGAAAUCUGCUUCAUUUAGUGACAACGGCAAUGAUUUGGUUUUGUGGUUAGUUAUAUAGGAGGUGGAUAUCAGCCCACGCAGUUUUAAGCUGUUUAAACUUAAAUAAGAAUUAUGUCCUGUAAAAAUUGACCCCUGUGUCUUUGAACAAGUCAAGGAUGUGCAUUGAGGGUAUUUUAUUUGCCACAACUUUCUACUUUAUGUCUCAGUAUUAUUUUCAUGAGGCCGAUAUAACUUUACAUCCUAAGGUAAGACACCAAAGAAACUGCCAGAUGGUGAUGAUGAUGAUAUUUCAGAUGACGACAAAUGGCUAGAAGCCUUGGAGAAAGGAUAUCUCAACAAUUACGGGGAAUUAGGAAAGAAGGAUCCAUCUCUGCUAACAGCAAGGCAGGUCAGUUGUCACACAGGAGUUGAAUAUAAUUUCAAAGCUAUUUUCAUGAAUGUAUUUUAAAGCUCAAACAUGUUACGGUAUGUUAAAGAUUGAAUCAUGCAUGUUCUUUAAAGCACCACAUUUAGUUUUACUAAUCAGCAAGUAUCGCAAAAAUAAAAAGGAUGAUUUUAUUUUUUUCAGAAAGCCCUUUUACAUGGCGGCCAGCAAGAUGAGUUAUUACAGCUUCCUUCAGGUAACAUUUCCGCCAUUUCAAAUAUGUAUAUAUAUUAUAUAUCUGGGUUUUUGGUACAUUUAAUCUUUGUAACAAAUUUCAGCUCUCUAGGAUAUGAAAAUUUCAGUUAAAAAAUUUAAAAGACAAAUUUUCAAGCUAAAUGACAAAUUAAGUCCUGUAAAAAAACAACAAAAAAAACCCCAACAUUUUCUAUCUUUUAAAGUAUACAAACUAUUAUAAAUUUGAAACAUGUUAGAUGUUAAUUUUUUUUAAAAAAGAGAGAUGCAUUAACCAUGUGAAAUAACAAUAGAUACAACACAAUCUUAUUUUCAUCUGCUUUGUUAUUUUCGAACAGGCUACAAAACCGUCGAGUUGACAGAUGAGCAAAAGAAGCGUCGUCAGGAAAAGGCAAAACGAAGACGUCAGCAAGCCUCAGAGAAGAUGGAAAAUGAUAAGGUGAUGAAUAAUUUUAAAAAUAAAUCAUGGAAGAGCAUAUUGUACCAUAACUUGUUCAGCUCUUUUCUUUGCAAAAAAUUCAACCUUAUAUUUAUACAUAACUGCCUAAUAUAACUUAUAAUUUUUUUCCAUCCAUCCAUCCCUGUAGCGUUACAGCCCAUGUAGGGCUUUCUUCCACUCUGACCUGAUGCUUUUCUUUUCCAAGCCUUGAUUCCCAGCUGCUGCAGAUCUUUAUCCUCAUCAUUUAUCCAUCUAAGAGUCUAGGUCUGCCUCUGAGCCCCUUUCCUGUUGGGUUUUGGUGGUACUCUGUCUUCACUCCUCUGUCAUUUGGCAUUCAUCCACAAAGUGCCCCGCCCAGUGCCGUCUGCCCUUUUUUAUUUCUGCUAUUGGCAAGGGAUCCUGAUUAUGGUCCAUGCAAUUCCUCGUUGGUUUCGUUUUCUACAUCCAUGCUCAUUCCCCCCCCUGUGUUUAAUAGGUUUUCAUCCCCACCUUUUUUGAAAAUUUUAUUUUAAAAAAUUUCAAUUUAAUUUUAUGGUAUCAUACAUUUUUAUGUAUUUUAGAGUUAAGAAUGAAACAUUUGUUUAAAAAUGUUAACAAAAAUGAGUAUGGGGAAAAAAAGGAGAGAAUUUGUUUCAACUUUUUGUUCCUCGGUAUAUACAAAAUUACAUUUAAUUUUGUUUGUCACAAUUUCUAUGAUGAGAUGAGGUAUGUUUCUUUCAGGUGUCUCAGUUUCUAAGAUCGUAUGAGGUACAUUUCUCUCAGGUGUCACAACGUCUAUGAUCAUAUGAGGUACAUUUCUUUCAGGCGUCGAAGAUAAAAUUCAAUUUCAAAUCCUGUUGGGAACUUGAAUACACUUUACAAGUUUUUAUUGUAAAUCAAUUUUUGUUUGUUAUUGUUGUCUUUCAGAAUCAAACUGUACACAAACUUUUGAAGAAACAAGACAGUAAGCUGAAAAGAUCCGGAAAGGUAGUCCAUACAUUUUAUUUUAAGAUGAGUCUUUAGGACAUACUUUAUCUGUAACUGUAACAUAAUUGAUAGCUUUUUUCUGUAUGCUUUUAAAUUUGUAGAUUAAAAAAAGGUUACCAGGUUGGGUCAAAAAAAUGUUGACCUGGUUUGGUGUGUAAUACUGGGGUCCAUAGUCUUUAUUUGAUGUAAACUUUCUAUUUUAGUGCCAAUAUGAAAAUUAGGGUCACAUUUCAAAGUGGAACCAUAAGACCUGCUUCUGUGUCAGAAUUGAAGAAAAGCUUUGUUCAAUAAAAUGUUCAAUAAUAUGCACAACUUGUUUACAGUUACCUACAUAAUCGAUAUUAUAGAUGAUUUAAUUAAAAUUUCAGCCUUGACCCACGAGGGUUGCUAAAAAAUCAUGUAUCUAGUGUGCAUCCGUUUAUGAAAACCCUGUAAAAAUAAAUAUGAAUUCAGUGCAGUCACAAUUGAUGAUUGAUAUUUCCGACACAAUCCUCAUUUCUGACCUUUACUGUAACAUUGCCCUGGAACUGACUGGAAGUUUUACCAGGAUAACCUGCAUGGUUGUAUGUGUAGAAGGCACAAAAAUAUGGAAGCCAGAGUAAUUUAAAAAAAAUUCUCUUCAAUUUUGAUUUAAAAGCAGCUAAAAAAAAAAGGAUACGUUUAUGGAUGUUAAUUCUUAUUUCUAAAAUGAAUCAUAUCAUCCAAAAGAUUAAAACUUCAUAUUUUCUUGUUUGCUUUUCUGAAUUUAAAAAAUAAAACCAACUCAGCUAUGUUAAAAAUAGAUUUUCAAAUUCACCAAAAAAAAAAAUAUUGUAUUCAUUUUUCAGACACCAAAAGGUGGCAAACGCAGCACUGUUCCACGAAUCAUAUACAGAAACAGAUUGGAUGGUAUCUGUGUCAUUUUACCUCCCGACAUGGCAUUUCCUUUGUCUCAUCAAAUAGCUAAGUUAGUGUCACUAAUUUUGUUAUAUACUCGUAGUCAGGUUAGAAACACCGAACUCGGUGGAGUGAAAGGAUGAGUUUCAACAUGUAGUUCUAGUUUAAUUAUUCUUAAGCACUGCAAGAGACCUGCUGCCUGGGGUUUCAAUAAUAGUUAAAACAAGCUUUCAGUUUUACAUUUGUGACCAUUUGUAAAAAAAAAAAAUUACUUGGGCAUUUGUCAUCACAGAAAAAUAUUUGUCUCCCAUAAAAAUUUACCUUCAUCUUGUGAGUUACCGGUAUCUAAAUAAGUCUUGGUGCAAAAUUAGUUUAGAAACUAGGAUUAAUCAUGAAAAUUGACAGUCAAUCCAUUCCUCUCCUCAGGCCCUACCCAGAACUGCAGCUGUGUGGUGUCCAGGGCUGCCACAACAAGAGGAUGUCUGUUUGCUCAAAGACUAAUGUUCCAGUGUGUAGUCUGGCUUGUUAUAAACAAAAUCUGCAGGUGUGGGACAGUUCUAGCAGUUUGUAGACAAAUAUUCCUAUUGUGUGGUCUUACUUGUUAUUAAAGAAAUUUGGGACACUUCCAGUGUCCCAGCCUGGCAGUUAGGGGCAAAGCUAGGUCGCCUAGUCCAUAAUUAUUGGGGGAUUGUUGACUAAGCUUUACAUUUGUGUAAAUUGUAGACUGCUUACUGUAUGCAUAAAAAUUGUUUAAAAAAUAUUUCUAAGUCUUUAGUUUAAGUACUGUUAUUACAACAUGCUAGAGAUGAAGAGGCUGGUAUGUGUGGCCUGGGG
This is a messenger RNA of Lymnaea stagnalis (great pond snail), 6129 nucleotides long. Lineage: Eukaryota; Metazoa; Mollusca; Gastropoda; Lymnaeidae. The record is from the annotation of a GenBank genome assembly.